AUGUCCCAGCAGUACUCGUACGGCGGCGGCGGGGGAGGAGGCUACGGAGGCGGCUACGGCGCGCCGCCCCCUCAGCAGGGAGGCGGGUACGGCCAGCCACCGCAGCAGCAGGGCGGCGCAGCUUACGGCGCAGGAGGCUACGCAGGCGCGGGCCCAGGCGCAGGCGCAGGCGGAUACGGUGCUCCCCCUCAGUCCGGAUAUGGAGGCGCCCCUCCCCAGCAGCACCAGGGCGGCGGAGGCUACGGCCAGGGCGGCUACGGCGGCGCGCAGCAGCAGCAGCAGCAGCCGCCCGGUGGCUACGGACGCCCUCAGGCCUUCAGCUCGCGCACCGGUCCGCCACCGGGCGCCGACCCCCAGCUCUGGCAGUGGUUCGUCUCGGUCGACCGCGACCAGUCGGGACACAUCAACCCCACCGAGCUGUCCCAGGCCCUCAUCAACGGCGACUGGACGCCCUUUGACCAGGACACGGUCAAGAUGCUCAUGACCGUCUUCGACGUCGACCGCUCCGGACAGAUCUGCUUCAACGAGUUUGCCGGCCUGUGGAAGUACAUCAAGGACUGGCAGGAAGUCUUCCGACGCUUCGACAGCGACCGAUCCGGGUCCAUCGACCAGGGCGAGCUGGCAAACGCGCUCUCUUCGUUCGGAUACCGCCUCAGCCCCAACCUGCUUCGCAUCCUGUCGCAAAAGUACAUUGACAAUACCCCUUCCGCUCCGAACCCUGCUGCUCCUGGCGCCGCUGGCGGUGCCGCAGGCGGCAUGGCGCCGGGACGCAACGGCCAGGCAGGCAUCUCUUUCGACCGCUUCCUGCGCUGCUGCGUGGCCGUCAAGACCCUCACAGACAGCUUUGCCAGGCACGACACGCAACGGACCGGCUUCAUCCAGGUCAACUACGACACCUUUAUGGAGAUGUGCCUGUCGGCGCCCUGA
Molecule: messenger RNA, 927 nt
Organism: Pseudozyma flocculosa PF-1
Lineage: Eukaryota; Fungi; Basidiomycota; Ustilaginomycetes; Ustilaginales; Ustilaginaceae
Exons: 7
Coding region: 1-927 (308 amino acids)
Molecular function (GO): calcium ion binding
Source: RefSeq, a predicted model, not a curated record